AUGGGCUGGCUCAGCUCGACACAGCAGGGCUUGUUUACUAUGGCUGAUGAUCUGGAGCAGCAGCCUCAAGGCUGGUUGAGCAGCUGGCUGCCUGCUUGGCGCCCCACAUCUAUGUCGCAGCUGAAGAAUGUGGAAGCCAGGAUCCUCCAGUGUCUGCAGAACAAGUUCCUGGCUCGAUAUGUGUCCCUUCCAAACCAGAACAAGAUCUGGACGGUGACUGUGAGCCCCGAGCUCAAGGACCGCACCCCUCUGGUGAUGGUACAUGGAUUCGGGGGCGGCGUGGGCCUGUGGAUCCUCAACAUGGAUUCACUGAGUGCCCGCCGCACGGUGCACACCUUUGAUCUGCUGGGCUUCGGGAGAAGCUCAAGGCCAACAUUUCCAAGGGACCCAGAAGGGGCAGAGGACGAGUUUGUGAUCUCAAUAGAGACAUGGCGGGAGACCAUGGGGAUCCCCAAUAUGAUCCUCCUUGGACACAGUCUAGGAGGAUUCCUGGCCACUUCUUACUCUAUCAAGUAUCCUGAGAGAGUUAAACACCUCAUCCUGGUGGACCCAUGGGGCUUUCCCCUCCGACCAACUGACCCCAGUGAGAUCCGGGCACCGCCAACCUGGUUGAAGGCCGUGGCCUCCGUCCUAGGGCGUUCUAAUCCACUGGCUGUUCUUCGAGUAGCUGGGCCCUGGGGACCUGGCCUGGUUCAACGAUUCCGGCCGGACUUCAAGCGCAAGUUUGCAGACUUUUUUGAAGAUGAUACCAUAUCCGAAUAUAUCUACCACUGUAAUGCACAGAAUCCCAGUGGUGAGACAGCAUUCAAAGCCAUGAUGGAGUCCUUUGGCUGGGCCCGGCGCCCUAUGUUGGAGCGAAUUCAUUUGAUUCGAAAAGAUGUGCCCAUCACCAUGAUCUAUGGAGCCAACACCUGGAUAGAUACCAGCACAGGCAAAAAAGUGAAGCUGCAGCGGCCAGACUCGUAUGUCCAGGACUUGGAGAUUGAGGGUGCCUCGCACCAUGUCUAUGCUGACCAGCCACACAUCUUCAAUGCUAUGGUGGAAGAGAUCUGCGAUUCAGUUGAUUGA
Messenger RNA from Chrysochloris asiatica (Cape golden mole), 1068 nucleotides. It is a transcript of the gene ABHD4, whose product is annotated as abhydrolase domain containing 4. Gene Ontology annotation, molecular function: phosphatidylcholine lysophospholipase A1 activity. The transcript is spliced from 7 exons. NCBI's taxonomy places the organism in Eukaryota, Metazoa, Chordata, Mammalia, Afrosoricida, Chrysochloridae. Bases 1 to 1068 code for a protein of 355 amino acids. Gene Ontology annotation, cellular component: lipid droplet. The record is from RefSeq and is a predicted model, not a curated record.